This is a messenger RNA of Manacus vitellinus (golden-collared manakin), 2126 nucleotides long. It is a transcript of the gene CHST9, whose product is annotated as carbohydrate sulfotransferase 9. The record is from RefSeq and is a predicted model, not a curated record. Gene Ontology annotation, cellular component: membrane. NCBI's taxonomy places the organism in Eukaryota, Metazoa, Chordata, Aves, Passeriformes, Pipridae. Gene Ontology annotation, biological process: carbohydrate biosynthetic process; proteoglycan biosynthetic process. Gene Ontology annotation, molecular function: sulfotransferase activity. The transcript has 5 exons. The coding region runs from base 465 to 1697 and encodes 410 amino acids.
CUGGGUUCACUGCAGUCCAAAAACAAGACGAAUCAUUUCACCAGUUCAAAAAAAGGGAAGAUCUUGCUUUGACACAGUCCUUCUCCUAAUCUUCCCCAUUCUAAGAGAGGGGAAAAAACCACCUCCAAUCCUGCUAGAAGACUGAGAGUCAUCAAGUUGCUGUCUCAUGAGCCCUGUUUCUCUUUUAACUUCCCAGAGUCCAGGUGUCUUCCAUGUGGGACUGCUCUCUGACUUCCAGCAGUGCUUCAGACAGUGAGAUGUCUGGCAGCUGUAGAGCGAAGCCCUCAGAACUGAAUAUUCUGGUGAAGUGGUGAAGCUCCAGAUCCCGAUGCUUUUGGUGUCUUCUCUGUUUUCUGUUGGUGUCUGUGGGGAAGAUACUGAAGAAGAUGCAGGCAUGCUGAAAACUUCAGAAAAGCGAGCCAUGAGUCUUUUUGAAAGCUGAAAAGAGGACCCCUGAUAGGGUCAUGAACCUAAGACAAGUCUUUGUGUCUGUACUGCUGUUUGGAGUAGCUGGUCUACUCCUCUUCAUGUAUCUACAAGCUUGGAUUGAAGAACAACAUACAGAGUCUGGAAAAAAGCUGCAGCAACAGAUAAUUAAUCAGGAUUUCACACUCCAACCUCCGGGGAUGCCAAGGGAAGCAUUAUGGAGCAGAAGCGCUCCCGUGAGCCUCAGUAAGCAUGAGAUGGCUGUCUCAAGCAGCAAGCACUGGCAGGGCAAGGCUGACCCUUUCAGUGUGGUAGCUGCCUCCUUGGUGAGCCAACUGCCUGACCAGCAGAAGACAAGCGAGUCACCUCUCAGCUGGUUCAGAGUGUAUUUACCCCCUGCACUGCACCCAUUAAACAAGACGUUAGUCAAGGGUAACAAGUGGAAGGAUGUAGAUAGCACGCAGGAAAAGCGCAGGUCAUUCCUGCAUGACUUCUGUAAGAAGUACAACAGCAGAAAGAAGCUGCAAACCCACCUGGUACACCUGGUGUCAAGAAUUUACGUGGAGGACAGGCACAAGGUCCUGUACUGUGAAGUGCCAAAAGCAGGCUGUUCCAAUUGGAAAAGGGUCCUCAUGGUGCUCAGUGGACUCGCCACUUCAGCACACAACAUUUCCCAUGAUGAUGUACACUAUGGAAAGCACCUAAGGAAACUGGACAGUUAUGACCUAAAAGGGAUAUACGCACGCUUGAACAUGUACACCAAGUUUAUAUUUGUACGUGAUCCUAUGGAAAGACUGGUAUCUGCCUUCAGGGAUAAGUUUGAACAUCCAAACAGCUAUUACCAUCCAGUAUUUGGGAAGGCAAUAAUUAAGAAGUAUAGACAUAACGCAGAUGAAGAGGCUUUGAAAACAGGAUCAGGAGUUAAGUUCAAGGAGUUUAUCCAAUAUUUGUUAGAUUCCCAUCGACCAGUAGGAAUGGACAUUCAUUGGGAGCAAGUCAGUAAGCUCUGCUACCCCUGCCUCAUCAACUAUGAUUUUAUAGGAAAGUUUGAAACCCUGGAAGAAGAUACCAAUUACUUUUUGCAGCUGGUAGGUGCUCCAGCCGAUCUGAAGUUCCCUAAAUUCAAAGACAGACAUUCCUCUGAUGAGAGAACAAGUGCAGAAGUAGUGAGGCAAUACUUAAAGGAAUUGUCUAAGGAGGAGAGACAGCUGACCUAUGACUUCUAUUACCUUGAUUACUUAAUGUUCAAUUACACAUCACCAAGUGUAUAGCACCAGAAUAGCUUCAGGCUUCUAUUAGAUAUUUAUCAUUUUGGGAUUCAAAGCAACUACUUUGAUAUCAGCCCUGAAAGGAAACAAAGUUACUGCUAAAUGGAGUUGACUUAGUGGGGAUUUUAUAAGCUAGAGUGAUAUCAAUUGACAUUAAAUUAUAAGAAUGCACAGAAAAGAAGACCUGUUAACAGCAUAAAUUGCACUAAAAUGCCUGAAAAAGCUGCUUUUACGAUUGUGGAUUACACUAUGGUAGCUCAGCCAGCUGUUGCGUUAUCUUACCUAAUGUUCUUUUAAUGUUUUACGAAGAAAACAUUCAGAGUAGCGUGAUUCUUUUUUGGUGUGUCUGCUUUAGAAAUUGUUUUUGAAACAACUUUUGAAUGUAUUUUUACUUUCUGUCAGUUAUUAAUAAAGAAGCAUUGGCUAAUUUUC